Molecule: messenger RNA, 5537 nt
Organism: Dreissena polymorpha
Lineage: Eukaryota; Metazoa; Mollusca; Bivalvia; Myida; Dreissenidae
Product: DNA helicase B-like
Exons: 19
Coding region: 61-3816 (1251 amino acids)
Source: RefSeq, a predicted model, not a curated record
UAUCUGUCAUGGAACUGUCGUGAUUCGAAUUGCGCCUGUAAAACGGCGAAAACAACUAGAAUGGAAGAAAUAGCACAAUUAGUUACCGGAGUGUUUAAAGAAAUCCAGGAAACGGUGUUUCCCGACGGGGAGGACUCGGAAGAGGAGGGUGAUACAGACAUACAGUGGGUGGGGUACAGCGAUGUGAAAGAUCUGGCCGGCAGUCUGCAGUUGGUGCCACCAUGCAAACCCAAGAGAGUCAAGGGAGAGAUGAUUGAUUUACAAACACAAAAUCGGACGCUAGUAGCCGGAACCUUUCACCUGAAAGACCCCUGGUGGCAGACGGUGAUCCUGCGUACAAAGAAGAACAAGGACAAAUCCCUUGAGGCGAAGGACUGGAACGCUCUGUGUUACAAGUUGAGAGACGACCCACACAGACUGGCCGAGCGCCAUGCUGACAUGCUGCUGACAAAAAUAGCCAGCUCGUAUGAAGGCAAGCAUGCCACUGAGGCGUCUUGGUUGACGCCACUCAAAAAUGAAUUCUACGAGUAUUUAAGUGUCAGAGGACUGCAGGACCAGCUGAGUCUGGACAACCUAGAGACACACGUGACUGAGUUUGCUGAACAUCUGAACACCCAGGGGGGUGGGGGAGGGGGCCAGAAGGGUGGGGGAGGGGGCGAGGGGGAGCCAAAGGGUGGAAACAGCACACCACAGGAUGGCCACCAGGGUGACCUCUUCAAAGAUGCUAUCCUGUUGUCUGAGGAGUACAACCAGAUCAGUGUGGCGAGGGCGUUCCCCCAGUUGAUGCGGUACCUGCCCCAGGUCCUGCCCGGCUACUUCCUCAAGAUCCUUACCGUCAGCAGACAACACCUCGAGCAGCUCCAUACUCUCAUUGAUGAGCAGCCGGGAUUCCUUGCAUUCAAAGAUCUGCUGAAGAAGCACUGUGGACUGCUGGGUAUGGAGACGUCGAGUGAGGCGCUGACCCGGUGUGGUCUCCUGGGGCGAGUCUCUGAGGACGUAUGCGGGGCAGUGUACAUGUAUGAGUACCUCAAGAGGGAAACCAAGGAGAACGGACACACCGGCGUCCUGUACGAUAGGGUCAUGGAUACCCUCAGUCCUACAGUGAGCACCCUAGAGCAGUCCCUAGACUUCCUGAAUGGGCACAAGAUCACCAAGACGAUCGUGGAGGGCGGUCACAGGCUCGUGUACCUAACCUCCCUCUGGCAGGCUGAGAACAAGAUAGCCAAGGGUGUGGCUAAACUCAUCAAGAACCACGGGGAGCAACCCUGGGACCUGGAGGUAGACCUUGAUAGUGAGGGGUUUGAUGGUAUCCGUGGCGACCCAGACCAGCUGCAGGCUGCCAGACUCAUUUCCACGCAGCCUGUCGUGGCCAUAUCAGGCAAGGGAGGAUGUGGCAAGACCUACGUAGUCACCAAGGUCAUCACUACCGCCAAGGCUCAGAGGGAGGAGCGGUGGACGCAGGAGAAGGGAGAUCACAUGGCAGACUGGCUACGGGACAAGCAGGACAGAAGGGAUCACCUGGAAUCCAUGCUAGAACAGACGGGCAGCGAGCAGGAACGGACACAGACCCUACGUCAGAUAGAGGCACUUGACUCUGAGCGUGAGCCCCCCUGCCCAGACCUGGUGGAGCUGCUCCUGACAGCGCCUACGGGCAAGGCUGCCAACCUUCUUGGCAAGCGAGCGGGACUCCCCUCCUACACCCUGCACCAGGUCAUUUACAGCUUCCGGAACAACCCUCCACAUCAGGAUUGGAAGCACAAGGACGUCAAUGUGUUGGUUGUGGAUGAGUGCAGCCUGGUGGCAGUGUCAACAUUUGCCUUCCUCAUAGAGCUGCUAAUGAAGCACGCGAAGCUGCGCAGGCUUGUGUUGCUAGGAGACGUGAGACAGCUGCCCUCCAUAGAGCCGGGCAACUUCCUCCUGGAUACGUUCUCAUCCCUGAACAGGAUUGGUUGCUCUGUUGAGCUGCGGACCAAUCACCGGGCAGAGUCCCAGCUGAUCGUGGACAACGCCACGCUGAUCUCAAAGAAGCAGCAGCCCUCGUUCCAUCGAGAGAAGUUCAUGUUCCGAAGAUUGCCAGAGGGAAACCCUACCAAGAGUGGCGAUGACUACCUGUCACAAGACAUUAUCAUGGAGGUACAGCAGAUGCUGAGUCACUCUGACCUACAGGACCACUCUACCUCACAGUUCAUCAGCUUCACAAGGAUGGUGUGUGAGGCAAUCAAUGACGUCUGCUGCUCCAAGUACAGCGGUCACCGUAUCCGUGACGACAAGAAGAAGUACAUGUUUCAGAGAGGGGACAAGAUCUGCUGCACCAAGAACGGUUAUGUGAACAAGUAUGAGGACACACGACAAGGCAUGACCUCUAGAAGUCAGGACAAGGCCAGUGUUGAUGGUGUUGUCCCUGAUGGGGGUGUGGAGAGGGCAGUAAGGUCAGGGGAGGGGUCAGACAUCUCCCUGAUUGAAGGCAGCACCAUGGGGACGCAGGCUGGGUCACACGGCAUGCAGGGGUCACAGGGCAAGGGUGCCAGCAAGGACGAGAAGAUCAGGCUCUGCAAUGGCGAAAUAUUCUACAUACUGGACGAGAAGACAGAGGUGGAUCCCCGCGGCAAGGCCUCGACGUAUUUCCAGCUGUCAGACAAAGAUAAGGACCAGGAAUUUGUGUUCUGGGCAGACCGUCUUCAGCUGAGGAAGCAGUGUAAGAUACGACACGCCUGGGCCAGAACCAUACACACAUUUCAGGGCUCAGAGACGGACCAUGUGGUGUACAUCGUGGGCAGUCGUACCUGGAGACAGAACUGGCAGCAUGUGUACACCGCAGUCACGCGGGGACGCAAGUCUGUGUUCAUCGUGGGGCAGGACUCAACCCUUCACAACGCUAUCAAGAGGCCUGAAAUCAAGCGACAGACCAGCCUAAAAAAACAGCUUGUGGAAAAGUUUCAGAAAAACAAGGACAUUUUAGUGCAGAUGGCAGCCUCUCCAGGCAGGCUGACACAAUCUCAGUCAAAGUCAUGUGACCAACAAUGCCAGCCAAUGAAAAUGAACCUUAUGGAUGACUCAUCACUUAACAAUACCCAAUUGGUUACAGAUGUGCUGACGUCGUUGGCCUGUGCCCAUGAUGAGUUUCCGGAUAUAGAGGAGUACGAUUCUGAUGAGACAGGGCAGCAAAAGGGGUUCACAGCCAUCAAGGCUCCAACCCUGCCACAGCCAUAUGGGUCAGGGGCAGGGCAGGAUACCAGGGGAGCCAAACAAGGCACAGUCCUACGCUGGGUAACAAGGAAUUUGAAUCUAGAAAAAGAAGAUGCAGGGACAGGGAUCAUUGGCUUUAAAAGCAAAGGUGAUGUCGCGGGUGUUCAUUUGGAUUCUGAAAAUACCACCGAUGGGUCUGAUGUUGAAAAUGACCCUGACUUGAGUGACUUGCAGAGUAUUCUCUCAACACCAGCGGCUCAAGUAAAAUUAAAAUCUAAAGUACUCACACAAGCAAAACAUGGUCAGAUUUCAAGUGAUGUCAACAUAGUUGACAGGGGCAUUGUUUCUACUUAUCAAUGCACGGCAGAGAUUCAUGAUAAGAAAGCAGAGGACUCUGCUGAUGAUUCUGGAGACUCGGACAGUUUGAUAUCACCCUUGGGGCAGAAAAAUGCAACAAUAACACGUGGGUGCCUAUUGUCCCAGAGAAUAAAUACGAAGCUGAGAUCUGGGGACUCGAAAACUACACAGAGAAAAUCAUGUAAUAUCUCAGACAACACUGCCAUCAACGAUACUAAUCCUUUGAAUGAAAACACCAUAAACAAUCAGCACAAGUCCAAUGCCACAAACUAGCGGAGAUACUUCUAAAAACUCAAAGUCAGAAAUGAUUAGAGUUGAAAUGCAGGAUUUUAGGAAAUUUACACCUUUAACAACACAGUCAUCAUCUGUCAAAUACUAUCACUAAAAAGACGAGUUCUCCAUUCCCUGACAAUGAUCAGUCAGGUUUCCAUUUUCACAUUCAUACAGGCCUUUCUCCGCUAUCCCCGAGCUACAAUGACUCAUUCUGUGGUCUCCAUGACAGCAGUGUAAGCCACAUUCAGUCACCGCCUUGAAUGUAUUGGACAGGGAUGAGGGACAGGGACCCCAAUCUUCGGACUCGAUGCUCUCACAGUGGUCAGGAAAUAGACGAACAUGAAUACCUAAGAAUCACUGAUGAAAGCAUUACCAACCAUGGCCCUAUCUCAGAGUGGACAACACCUGCCAGUGCUUGUGUUAAAAAGUCUUCAAACUUCCUUCUUACUAAUCUCAAGUCAGAAAAACGGAAUUCAAACGUGUCCAAUACAAGCCAGUGGUCGGAAAUGGAUGAUGAUAACUACAUUGCUUUAGACCUGGCCGACAUUGAAAGAAUGAAGAAUAAGGCCUCCAACUGCACUGCAGCAGAUUCCAUUGAUACCGCAAAUUAUGAAAACAAUCGUGCAUAUAGUUCACCCCAGUACAGAAGUACGGUUUCCAGCGUGGGUAGUACCCCAUCCACUUCCUCCAGCACAGGAGCCGACAACUCAUCAGGGGGCAUUUCCAGGUCAGCUGGGUCCAGUCCUCAGAAACGGAAAUCUUCCCAAGAACAUGGCGGGCUGGGUGGUGGGCAAAUCACCCCAGUCAAACGCUUGAUAAAAUCUCUUAGUGUAAAGGAUGAAUAAAAUAAAGUUUAAGGCUACAUACUUCUAUUUUGUUGAUGUGUUCAGCUUAAUACAUCUAUAUUGUUGAUGUGUUUGGCUACAUACUACUAUUUUGUUUAUGUGUUUGGCUACAUAUAACUAUUUUAUAUAUGUGUUUGGCUACAUACAACUAUUUUGUUGAUGAUGUUUUAGGAGAAAUGUAGAUUGAUUCAAGUAAACCUUGUGAAAUCUUUAUUGAACAUGAAAUGAAUCUGAUAAUUAGUUAUGGUUAUACGCAACUACAGUAUUUUGUUUGUUGACCUUAAGAGCACUUGUUUAAAUGGUGUUCAUAGGCACAAGUUAUCCUGGUGAAAUAUUCCUUUUAUACACUCCGGAUACAAAAAUAUUGACAUCAAUCCUCAGUUCAGGUUGCAUUCAACUAUUUUCUUGCUGAGGUUUCUGUUGGUGAGAAGUAUGUUAUCACAUAUUUUAACAUAAUAUCUGCAGUUAUAUUCUUAUGAUUAUUUGAGUUAAAUAUGGAUGUCUUCGUGCCAAAGUAUGAACAAAACAACCAUAUAUUUAAUUGUUUUCAAAGGUGCUGCUAUAUAUUUGAAAAAUUACAGUAUUUUGUAUGAAUGUGUGUUCAAUCUCAGUUUGCAUCUGUGUUCAAUUUGUUUUGUUAUCAUAAAUUGUGUUGCAUGUGAAUAUUUUUAUUUGAAGAUAUCUUAUUUUUAAAUGAAUCUAUUUUGUUGUUAUAUCCCAUGCACAUUGUAUACUUCAUGUAGUAUAUUGAAACGUUAUAAUGUUCAUUGUCUUUAUCUCCGGUGGUAUUUAUUUCAGUCAGGAUUUGUUGAUUGAAGUUAGCUUAUUACCUUUAAAAUAACAAAAAAGGUAUAUAAUAAAUGGAAGAUUGUAAUA